Molecule: messenger RNA, 1883 nt
Organism: Phaedon cochleariae (mustard beetle)
Lineage: Eukaryota; Metazoa; Arthropoda; Insecta; Coleoptera; Chrysomelidae
Source: the annotation of a GenBank genome assembly
ACGGCUAGUGCUCGAAAUUUCAGCAUGGCUGACAAAAGAUUAUGGCUGUGCUGUUUUUUGCUUCUUGCAGUAGCCUUUGCACAAGACGAUGAUGAGGAAGGUGGAGAAGACUCCACAGCAGAGCAACUAUGCGAAAACAGGCCAACAGACGAAUAUUUCAGACUGAAAAUCGACAGAGACUGCAGAGAGGUGGUCAGGUGCGAUAUGAACUCAGAUGCCAAUGGCGUCACUAGACUGGCCGCGGUAAAAUGUCCAGCUGGAUUGGCCUUUGAUCUCGAUCGACAGACUUGUGAUUGGAAAGUCAAUGUCAAAAAUUGCGAUCGUUUAGAAAAACCAAGGAAAGUUCUCCCUAUCUUCAAAACCGACGAACCACAAUGCCCGGAAGGCCAGCUCAUGUGUGGUAACAAAGAAUGCAUCGAUAAAGAUCUGUUUUGCAACGGCAAGCCAGAAUGUAAAGACGAAUCUGACGAAAACGCAUGUGAUGUCGAUACCGAUCCAAAUCGCGCCCCAGACUGUGACCCCACCCAAUGCGUUCUCCCAGACUGCUUCUGCUCAGCCGACGGCACCAGAAUCCCUGGUAGCUUGGAAGCAGCCAACGUGCCCCAGAUGAUCACCUUGGCCUUCAACGGAGCCGUCAAUGUCGACAACAUCGAUCUCUACGAAGAGAUCUUCUCGGGUCUGAGAGCCAACCCCAACGGUUGCCAAAUCCGCGGUACCUUCUUCGUCUCCCACAAAUACACCAACUACUCUGCGGUGCAAGAUUUGCACAGGCGAGGACAUGAAAUCGCGGUGUUCUCUCUCACUCACAAGGAAGACCCCCAGUACUGGUCCCAAGGCUCGUACGACGACUGGCUGGCUGAGAUGGCAGGAGCCAGACUCAUCAUCGAGAGAUUCGCCAAUAUCACUGACGGUUCCAUAGUGGGGGUUCGGGCCCCUUACUUAAGGGUCGGAGGCAACAAGCAAUUCGAGAUGAUGACUGAUCAGUUCUUCGUCUACGACGCCUCCAUAACAGCUUCCUUGAACCGAGUGCCCAUCUGGCCUUACACCCUUUACUUCAGGAUGCCGCACAAGUGCAAUGGCAACGCUCACAAUUGUCCUAGCAGAAGCCACCCCGUCUGGGAGAUCGUCAUGAACGAGUUGGACAGGAGGGAUGACCCUACCUUCGACGAGUCACUUCCUGGUUGCCACAUGGUGGAUUCCUGCUCUAACAUACAGACUGGAGACCAGUUCGCUAGGCUGCUGAGGCACAACUUUAACAGGCAUUUCAACACCAACCGCGCUCCUCUCGGUUUCAACUUCCACGCUUCGUGGUUGAAGAGCAAGAAGGAGUUCAAGGACGAGUUGAUCAAGUUCAUCGAGGAGAUGUUGGCGCGCAACGAUGUGUACUUUGUCACGAAUUUGCAGGUUAUUCAAUGGAUGCAGAAUCCUACGGAGUUGAACGGGCUUAGGGACUUCCAGGAGUGGAAGGAGAAGUGCGAUAUCAAAGGACAACCCUACUGCUCUCUGCCGAAUUCGUGUCCUUUGACCACCAGAGAAUUGCCUGGGGAAACACUCAGGUUGUUCACUUGUAUGGAAUGUCCUAACAACUAUCCUUGGAUUCUGGAUCCGACAGGAGACGGUUUCUCAGUUAGGAAGUAAUUUAUUUUUAUUUUGAUGCUGGCAUCUUGAAGGCGAUUUGCCAGUGGAGCUGAAUGUGUUAUUUUAUUUAAAAGACUUUGUAUAUAGCUGCGAACAUCCUUUUUUUUCUUUUUGUAUCUUCUGUACUUUAAGAUCUUCACGCGACUUGCCAGAUCUAAAAUCUCUUAGUUUUUCUUACAAAUUGUAAACCAGAAACAACGUUAUGCCAUGUAAUGAUGAUUGUUGAAUAAAAAACUCGAAAACCU